This is a messenger RNA of Paramecium octaurelia, 1006 nucleotides long. The record is from the annotation of a GenBank genome assembly. NCBI's taxonomy places the organism in Eukaryota, Ciliophora, Oligohymenophorea, Peniculida, Parameciidae.
AUGGCUUAAAUAACAAAUAAGAUUUUAACUCUUAGUCUAAUUUUAGUAUAUGCUUCAGCAUAAAUUUAAUUGUAUACUUCCACCGAAAAUUCUGUUGAAAAGUAUUUAAUCACAUCAACAGAGUAAUUGGUUGUCAUAGGAUUCGAAGGAUAAUAAGUAUGAUUUUAUCAAUACUAAUGUAGGAAGUUAGAGAUUACAUAUUUUGUAGAUUAAAAGAAUGUAUAUGUGAAGACAUGGUUUCUAAAGGACAAAGAAGCCACCCUAAACUAAAUUAAAUCUAAACAACUGUAAAUUUUGAAUGCCUUAAUGAAAACACAAUUCAAUUUGAAAGAAAAGAAAAUGGUUAUUAACCUUAUGUUUGGAACAACAAGCCUCAAGAAGUAGAAUCUAGACCUUAUUAAUCUCAAAAAAGAAUAACAUAAGCUUCUACAGUAACUUACACAGAUAGUGAUAUGACAUCCUCUAUCACAGUAGGCUCAGAAUUGGAAUUGAAGUGGAAAUUUAACACUGAUGACACUAUAGAGAUGUGUGUGUGUUUGAAUAAGAAGGCAUGGGUAGGAGUAGGAUUUGGAAGUGGGGUAUUUAUAAUUAUAUUGAUUUAGAUGAAUGGAGUAGACAUGUUUGCUAUAAACAUUAUAGAUGGGGCUGCUGAACUACUCGAUUUAUACUCUACAAGUGAAGAUACUCCUCCCACUGAUACGACAUAAGAUAUUACAUUAAUUUCUUCAAGCAUUACAGACACUGCAGUAAAAGCUAGAAUUAAAAGAAAAUUGAACACUGGGGAUUCAAAAGACGCUGUCUUAGCCAAAGGAUCCUCUUAUACUUGGAGUUAUGCAAGUUCUUCGUCUCUCGUGAUGGAAGAUCAUAAGAAUAAUGUCGCUGAAUUUAAAAUUACUCUAAGCGAGUCAGGAUCAUAAUAAGUUAGUCAAGGCAAUUUAUUGUAGUUAGUCUUUGGACUAAUAGCACUAAAUCUAAUUAUUUGAAUUAAAAAUGUAUUCAUAUUCAC